Messenger RNA from Drosophila bipectinata, 1273 nucleotides. RefSeq names its product F-box protein pallbearer (gene pall). Gene Ontology annotation, molecular function: protein binding. The record is from RefSeq and is a predicted model, not a curated record. Gene Ontology annotation, biological process: protein polyubiquitination. NCBI's taxonomy places the organism in Eukaryota, Metazoa, Arthropoda, Insecta, Diptera, Drosophilidae.
GUUUAACACUUCACUGCCUCACUAAAAACAAUAGCAGAAUCUCAAAAUAUAUAGCUCUCGAAAAAUAUAAUUAAUAUAAGGAUAAAAUGAACAUAUUGGACCUGCCACAGACAGUUCUGCUGGACAUUUUCGAGUGGCUGCCCUAUGACGAGGUGGCCAAAAAACGAGAAGUUUGUACCAGAUUUAAUUAUGUUGGGCAACAGGUAUUGAACACAGGAUUCAACAAGAUAAUCCUGGAGCAUGCUAAAAAUUUUAAACGGAUCAAAUCCAUGCUGCCACGCCGGGAAUCCGAGCGCAGAAACCACGUCCUGGCCCGCCACUCCGACAUACUGACCUCUAUAGAGACACGCAUCUCGAUGCUCACGAUGACGUACUCCAAGUUUAUUGACCUUAACAUCUGCUGCUUUAUUCCGGGACGUGUUCUAGACGAGAUUAGCAGUAUUCUCCGCCUGCUCAGCACCUCCACAAAACAGCUUCGGCCACACGAAGUGUUGCAGGAACUGCGCGACAUCUCCUCCAUGGCCAUCGAGCACUUUGAUGAGAAAAUUGCCGUCAACUUUAAGCUGGAGCACCGGAAACAGCUGGCAGAGUCCUCAGCGACAGGUACGAGGCUGGUGGUCUGUGGCACCCUGGGUGACAUCAGUUUCAGCGGCGUCAAGCGAAACGGUGUGAACCGACCCGGGGAUCAUGCCAUUGUCCAGCAGGCCAUCGUCCAAUUGGCAGCCCCGAUCUCCGCCAACAACCAGCCACACCAGAAUGUACCCAACAGGGAACGUCUCACCAAACACCUGCACAGACAACUUCAAGCACAGAGAACCCUGACGAUGAGGGUUCGGACCUUGGAGGCGUUACGAAAGGCGCAAGAUCGACGAUUGCAGGAGGCGCUGGGCAGCAUAACAGAGCUCACCACCCAGGUGUCGGAGCUGAAGAGGCAGCUGGAGGACGUGGUGGCCAACCUGCCCAGCGGGCCUGUGCAGCGACAAGCGGUGGCCAGUGCCGACUGCUUGGCCCCCGCGAUGAAGAAACCCAAGGUCUAGCCAAGGAAUUUAAUUUUUUUUUUGUAAAAUACGCAUGUGUAGCAUAAUAUGUAUGACUUCUCGAAACCAUUUCUGAAAUUCACCCAUCCUUAGGUUUAAGUUAUAAAGUGUAAGCAUUAACUGGACAGGUCAGCUUCGAUAUAUCGCGUUAAGAUUUAUUGUUGCACUUGUUACUUAAAUAAUGUAUUACUAAUAUAUAUAUGUAUAUAUAUAAAUACAUUGAACAUCUAGUGAAA